AAUUCGCCCGCGAACACGCUUCCGCUUCCUGCGUCCUCUUACCAGGUUACCAACCACGACCGCGGUCUGUGGUGUCCUAAAUUUAGUUGUCCAAAAAACUGCCGGAGUAUGUCACUGCGGGCGCUGAGCCCCGCUCACCUCUCAGGUACGUCAUAGGCUUUGGAAGAGCUGCCCGCCGUGCGGGGUCCUAAGGGCGGAAUCGUGCUGGGAGCGGAGUGUUUACAAAUUCAAAGAGCUCCUUAAGGAUCUCUGAAGAAAUACAGUCAACGAAAUAAAAUAAUAAGGAAGAAUCUAAGGCUGACAUUCAGCAUUAUUUCUGUCGCCUACAGUUUACACAAUGCUUAACGGUACUACAAACACAUUUGACCAAGACAAACCAAAACAGUAGACGGGUUGUCUCAGACGUAUAAUGCCGGCAGAGCGUAAAAAGACGGUAAACAUGGAGGACAAAGAACUGAGCCCAAAGGACAAAGAAUACAGUGAUAAAAAAACAGCCAGCCGAGAGCGAGCCAAGGACGAAGUGAAAAUGGGUCCGAAAAAAGAGACAUCAAAGGUAACUGAGGAAAAGAAGAGGAAAACAGAUGAUGAAAAACGCAAGAAAGAAGAGAAGGAUAGCAAAAAGAAAGAGGAUGACCAUGUGAAGGUGGAAGAAGAACAAAAAAGAAAAGAGCUAGAGGAAAAAAGCAUAGAAGAUGAAGAAAGAAAGAAGCUGGAGCUGGAAACUCUACAGCAAGAAGAAGCUGCUGCGUCUCUAGUAAAAGAGAAAGAAGAAGCUCAUCAGCUACACCAAGAAGCAUGGGAACGUCACCAAGCAAGAAAAGAGCUCCGUAGUAAAAACCAAAACGCCCCCGAUAACCGACCCGAGGAGAACUUUUUCAGCAGGCUAGACUCUAGUCUAAAGAAAAACACUGCGUUUGUGAAGAAACUCAAAACAAUAACUGAGCAACAGAGGGAUUCGUUAUCCCAUGAUUUUAAUAGCCUCAAUCUCAGCAAAUACAUUGCAGAGGCUGCUUCCUCCAUAGUAGAAGCAAAGCUGAAGAUCUCCGAUGUCAACUGUGCCGUGCACCUCUGCUCUCUCUUCCACCAGCGCUAUGCCGACUUUGCCCAGUCACUACUUCAGGUUUGGAAGAAACAUUUUGAGGCACGUAAAGAAGAAAAAACUUCAAACAUCACUAAGCUGCGAACAGAUUUGCGCUUUAUUGCUGAGUUAACUAUUAUUGGUAUCUUCACUGACAAAGAAGGUCUCUCCUUAAUCUAUGAGCAGCUGAAGAACAUUAUUAAUGCUGAUCGUGAAUCCCACACUCACGUUUCAGUGGUUAUCAGCUUUUGUCGUCACUGUGGAGAUGAUAUCGCAGGUCUGGUGCCCAGAAAGGUAAAGAAUGCUGCGGAAAAGUUCAGUCUGAAUUUUCCUCCCAGCGAGAUUAUGAGCCCUGAGAAGCAGCAACCCUUCCAGAACCUGCUGAAGGAGUAUUUCACAUGUCUGACUAAGCAUUUGAAGAGGGACCACAGAGAGCUGCAGAACAUAGAGCGUCAGAACAGACGUAUUUUACAUACAAAGGGGGAACUGAGUGAAGACAGACACAAACAGUUUGAAGAAUUUGCAACGUCUUACCAGAAGCUGUUGGCAAACUCUCAGUCCCUUGCUGAUCUCUUGGACGAAAACCUCCCUGAACUUCCUCAGGAGAAACCUGUACAGGAGGAACAUGGACCCGGCAUUGACAUCUUCACACCUGGCAAGCCUGGUGAUUAUGACUUGGAGGGAGGCAUCUGGGAAGAUGAGGAUGCCCGAAACUUCUAUGAGAAUUUGAUUGACCUGAAAGCCUUCGUUCCUGCAAUCCUAUUCAAAGAUAAUGAGCGAAGCUCACAAAGCAAGGAUUCUGGCAAAGAUGAUUCAAGAGACAGUAAAGAUGGUAAAGAAAAAGAUGUGUCCACUACAGAAGAUCUGGAGCUGGAACUGGAAUCUUUGGAUAUUAAUGAUGAUCCCAUGGAGCUUGAAGGGGUAGAGGAAGCAGAAGACCUGACAAAAAAACUUCUGGAUGAACAAGAGCAAGAUGAUGAAGAAGCAAGCACUGGUUCCCAUUUAAAGCUCAUUGUGGACGCUUUCAUCCAGCAGUUGCCGAACUGUGUCAACCGUGAUCUGAUAGAUAAGGCAGCAAUGGAUUUUUGCAUGAACAUGAAUACCAAAGCCAACAGAAGGAAGCUGGUCCGGGCACUCUUCAUUGUCCCUAGACAGAGAUUGGAUCUCUUACCAUUCUACGCAAGACUGGUUGCCACUUUGCAUCCAUGCAUGUCUGAUGUUGCAGAAGACCUUUGCUCCAUGUUAAAGGGGGAUUUCCGGUUUCAUGUGAGAAAGAAGGAUCAAAUAAAUAUUGAAACAAAGAACAAGACUGUGAGAUUCAUCGGCGAGCUUGCCAAGUUUAAAAUGUUUAGUAAAACAGACACUCUGCAUUGUUUAAAGAUGCUGUUGUCGGACUUCUCGCACCACCACAUUGAAAUGGCGUGUACACUGCUGGAAACCUGCGGACGCUUCCUUUUUCGCUCUCCAGAUUCACACUUGCGCACUAGUGUGCUUUUGGAACAAAUGAUGCGCAAGAAACAGGCCAUGCAUUUGGAUGCACGAUAUGUUACUAUGGUGGAGAAUGCCUAUUAUUACUGCAACCCGCCUCCAGCAGAAAAAACUGUGAGAAAGAAGCGGCCUCCACUGCAAGAGUAUAUCCGAAAACUUCUGUACAAAGACCUUUCCAAGGUUACAACCGAGAAGGUUUUGAGACAGAUGAGGAAGUUGUCUUGGCAGGAACCUGAAGCUAAAGAGUAUGUCAUCUGCUGCAUGGUCAACAUUUGGAAUGUGAAGUACAACAGUAUUCAUUGUGUGGCCAACCUCUUGGCCGGCCUGGUGCUUUACCAGGAGGAUGUCGGGAUCCAUGUGGUGGAUGGAGUGUUGGAGGACAUACGUCUAGGGAUGGAGGUUAAUCAACCAAAAUUCAACCAACGUCGGAUAAGCAGCGUAAAGUUUCUUGGAGAACUUUAUAACUACCGAAUGGUUGAGUCAGCCGUCAUAUUCCGCACACUGUAUUCUUUUAUAUCCUUUGGUGUAAACCCUGAUGGCAGCCCAAGUGCCCUGGACCCACCAGAACACCUGUUCCGCAUCCGACUGGUGUGCACAAUACUUGACACCUGCGGGCAGUACUUUGAUCGAGGAUCCAGCAAGCGCAAACUUGACUGUUUUCUGGUUUACUUCCAGCGUUAUGUCUGGUGGAAGAAAGGUCUAGAUGUCUGGACUAAAGAUCACCCAUUUCCAAUAGAUAUUGAUUACAUGAUAACUGAUACAUUGGAACUGCUCAGGCCAAAGAUGAAACUGUGUAACUCCCUAAAUGAAGCUGUCCGGCAAGUGCAGGAUUUGGAACGCGAGAUUCUCAUAAAGCUUGGACUUGUGAAUGACAAAGAUUCAAAGCAUUCCAUGGGCGUGGGAGAACAUUUGGAUGAUGACGAUGAUGAAGAAGAGGAAGAAGCAGAGACCGAGGAACAAUCUGGGAAUGAAAGUGAGAUGAAUGAACCAGAAGAAGAUGCUUCUGAGAAUGAAGAUGAUGAAAGAGAGGAAGAGGAGGAGGAAAAUACUGAUUAUCUGACAGAUUCAAACAAGGAAAAUGAGACUGAUGAAGAAAACACUGAGGUGAUGAUUAAAGGAGGAGGCAUCAAACAUUUACAAUGUGCCGAGGAUGAAGAUUUCAUUCAAGCCCUCGACAAAAUGAUGCUCGAAAACCUUCAGCAACGCACUGGGGAAUCUGUGAAGGUACAUCAGUUAGAUGUUGCGAUUCCAUUGCAUCUUAAGAGCCAGCUGAAGAAAGGGGCUCCCCUGAGUACUGGAGAAGGAGACCCUGAGUCUGAUGAUACAAUGCCAUUUGUGAUGCUUACAAGGAGGGGUAACAAACAGCAGUUUAAGAUUCUGAAUGUUCCAAUGUCUUCGCAACUUGCUGCAAACCACUGGAACCAACAGCAAGCAGAGCAAGAGGAGAGGAUGAGGAUGAAGAAGCUCACACUGGACAUCAAUGAACGCCAAGAACAGGAAGACUAUCAAGAAAUGUUGCAGUCUCUGGCUCAACGUCCAGCUCCUGCCAAUACAAACAGAGAGCGCCGCCCUCGGUACCAACACCCCAAAGGGGCUCCGAAUGCAGAUCUCAUCUUCAAAACUGGUGGCAGGAGACGUUGAUCCUGCGGUAUGUCCUUAUCCAUUGGGCCCUGUAUGACAACAUGGCUAGUGGAGACCUCCAGAUAUUGAAUGAGAUGAGACACAUCACAGCAUGUUCAGAGCAGAGAGUUCAGGACAGAACCCUGGGGCAGGGCUGGGGUAGUAAGGAAGGGCAGGAACACCAGCUUCUGCGUCAACCAGAAAAGAUGCAGCUUCCAGGCUAGACACAACAGACACACAAACAGAGCAUAUUUGCUAAGGCUUCUCAAUGGCCUUACGUUGGAAGGACAACAGCACAGAGGUUGAUUUUAUUAGAAAGCUGUUCAGUUAUUAGUACAAAAAGAUGUAAGAGAGGAGUGGAUUGCUGUUGAGUUAAACUUUUUUGAUAUGGGGGAUGUCGACAAGGAGCUUUAGAAGACAGAGGCUAACAUGAUGUCAUACUUUGGAGAGCAGAGGACAAAUUGAUUCAGAAGCUCCAAUUCAACAGAUGAAGCUGCAGGAACUGGCAGAAAGCUGGAAACGUUUAAUGGACUUGUCCUACAGUGCUAAUUUUUAGGAGUACAUAAGAAAUGCUGUUCCUCUCAAGAAGGCUUUUCGUUUACACUUUUCUUCUUCUUGUGUGUAAGAAUUUACUAUAGGUGAAGUAGGAGGAGCGAUUGUUUUAUGUCACAUGGCUUUGCAGUGAGAUGUUAAGAAUUUCUGACCCCUUAAUGUCAAAAGUUAAAAAUCUGCACGCACAAAAUACAGCUUUGCCUAGAAAAGUGCAUAUAGCAGUGUCGGUGCAAUAAAAUUGUAUCCCGUUCUGAUACCAGCAAAAACUCAGAUAAAGCAGUGUGUCUAAGUACUAUAUUCCGGCAGCACACACAUUCUACGGAGUAAUAGCUAAAGGGAUGUGAAAGCGUUAAUGUGUGGAUGUGUAUAGAUAUACCUGUCCUUUUAUUUUUCCUUUGAAAAAAAUGAAUAAAUCUGUUGGGCUUUUCUGUUCUUCUUGGUUUAAUACAGAUUUGGGUUUGAUUUUGCAGUCGGGUAAGAGCACAUGUACUAUACUCCUUACAUCAGAUUUUGGGGGGGGGGUUGUUUCAGUUUUGCAUGUUGGAAAAUACAGUUGUAAAAUUGUCCCAUUUCCAACAGAAAUGCUGCACAAUGUUCACCAGCUUAAGAUAACUUUCACCAAUGCUGCAAUAAAGUGUUGUUAAUUCUA
Molecule: messenger RNA, 5387 nt
Organism: Spea bombifrons (plains spadefoot toad)
Lineage: Eukaryota; Metazoa; Chordata; Amphibia; Anura; Pelobatidae
Gene: UPF2
Product: UPF2 regulator of nonsense mediated mRNA decay
Exons: 25
Coding region: 410-4207 (1265 amino acids)
Biological process (GO): nuclear-transcribed mRNA catabolic process, nonsense-mediated decay
Cellular component (GO): cytoplasm; exon-exon junction complex
Molecular function (GO): protein binding; RNA binding
Source: RefSeq, a predicted model, not a curated record